Messenger RNA from Drepanopeziza brunnea f. sp. 'multigermtubi' MB_m1, 2661 nucleotides. RefSeq lists its product as uncharacterized. Gene Ontology annotation, cellular component: membrane; endoplasmic reticulum. Gene Ontology annotation, biological process: mannose trimming involved in glycoprotein ERAD pathway; carbohydrate metabolic process. Gene Ontology annotation, molecular function: calcium ion binding; mannosyl-oligosaccharide 1,2-alpha-mannosidase activity. The record is from RefSeq and is a predicted model, not a curated record. NCBI's taxonomy places the organism in Eukaryota, Fungi, Ascomycota, Leotiomycetes, Helotiales, Drepanopezizaceae.
AUGCCCAGGUUACGACGCUACCGCGUAUUCGUCCUCUUCGCCGUCAUCUUCAUUUUCCUGGUUGUGCAUGUACGAAGAACGAGCAAUUUGCUGGAUCCCGCGCAUGUUCAGGACUUCGAUUCUCCAUCUCAACACGAUGCCCACGAGCACGACCAUAUCCAAGUAUCUCCGGACAAGGAAGCGCAGAACGAGCCGAUGAAAGAGUCUCUCCAGCCUAAAGCCGCGAGUAAACAGGAGCCAAUUGUCGAGCUAGCCUCUAGACCUGCGGCACCAGCCGAAGCCCCAGCUCUGAAGCCUGAUGAGGAUCUGCCAGAUCCGCAGUCAAUUCCACCGACGAAGGUCAGAGGAGAUGAUGUAGUGGACGAAAUACACGCGGUAUCCCCGCCAGGCAGGCAGGAACUUUCAUCUUUACCCCCCGAACACCAAGUAACCAUACACUGGGAGAGACAAAAAGAGCAUUUCCCAGUGCCUCCGGGAUCCGUCAUCAAACUUCCCACAGGGGUCCCUGUGAAGAUACCUAAAAUUCAGCAUGUCUUCAAUGACGAGACGACGGAUGCGAAGAUCAACAGGGAGAAGCGCCAGACAAAAGUGAAGGAGGAGUUCAUGAAGGCCUGGACAGGGUACAAGUCCAAGGCCUGGCUUCACGACGAGCUAUCGCCUGUCUCGGGCAAGUUCCGUGACCCCUUCUGUGGAUGGGCGGCAACUUUGGUAGAUAGUCUGGACACGCUCUGGAUCAUGGGCUUGCACGACGAGUUUGAAGAAGCUACCAAGGCGGUUGAUUCGAUUGACUUCACCACCAGUCCACGACGCGAUAUUCCAAUGUUCGAAACUACAAUCAGAUAUCUAGGCGGUCUUCUGGCAGCCUAUGAUGUUAGUGAAGGAAAGUACAAGAACUUGCUAGACAAAGCUGUAGAGUUGGCCGAAGUGUUGAUCGGAGCUUUUGAUACUCCCAACAGGAUGCCAGUAUUGUUUUAUAACUGGAUGCCAGCUUAUGCCUCUCAACCACAUCGCGCCAGUACGCGGUCCAAUUUGGCAGAACUUGGGUCUUUGUCCAUGGAAUUCACGAGAUUGGCACAGUUGACCGAGGAACCUAAGUACUAUGAUGCUAUCGCUCGAGUAACGAAUGCGCUUUCAGAAUGGCAAGAUCGUGGUACCAGGCUUCCUGGAGUGUUCCCAGAAAAUGUGGAUGCUUCUGGCUGCAACAAAACUUGGUCGACUAAACCGCAACUACCUGUGGCGAAUCCUAUUACGAAGAAAAAGAGGACUGAUGUCUCUGACCUUCCAGCUGAUAUUAAUGCAGCACGGGAAGAGGUAGGUGCUAGGGUCGGUGAGUGGGAUUGUAAGCCACAGGGCCUGGAGUCACAAUCGGAAUUUGGCUUAGAGAAAUUCUCCAUGUCAGGAGGUCAGGAUUCGACUUAUGAGUACUUCCCCAAGCAAUAUCUUCUCCUUGGUGGUCUAGACGAGACUUACAGCAAGAUGUAUUUGAAGACCGUUGAGGCUAUUAGAAAAUGGAUGCUUUAUCGUCCCAUGACUCCCGAUAACCGCGAUAUCCUCUUCGCAGGAUCCGUCACCGCUACCAAAGACCCGGAAAAGGUCCCGAAAUUGACUGCUGAGGCCGACCAUUUGACUUGCUUUAUUGGGGGAAUGGUGGGCAUGGGAGCCAAGAUCUUUGGCAUAGACGACGAUCUUGAACUUGCAAAGAAGCUUACCGAUGGUUGUGUCUGGGCCUACGAGACAACCGAGUCUGGAAUCAUGCCUGAAGGUAUCAUCGUGCUUCCUUGCCCGAGCACAGAUCAAUGCACCUGGAACGAAACGAAGUAUUGGGAGUUCUUGGAUCCUAUGGGUGCCACGAGAGACCAGAACGUUGCCAAUUACGACCGGAAAAAAAAGGAAGCGGAUGCUGCUAAUGCUGCCACGAUGGCCGAACAAGCCGAAUUGGAGGAAACUCCCGAGCUAUUGUCUCCCUCUACUGGUGCUGAAACGCUGAAAGAGAAUGGGCCCGCCUCGCUGCAGAAACGUCAGACCUCUCCAGAGGACCCCAACGCCCCUGCUACGGCACCAAAAGUCCAACUUACGGAUGCAGAAGAGAAAUCAAAAAAGUUCUAUGAUGAGAAGUCCAAAGAAGCUGAACUUGAGCUUGAAAGUAUGGCCAAGACCGCUGGACAUGGGGCUGAGAAGCCUCUCGUUGACGCUGAAGUUUCACCGUCUGCAGUUGUACCUGCGUCUAUACCUGCGCCAGAGGCGGAAAUCUUGCGAGAUCCUUUGCGGCCUAUGAAUCACAAGGAAUAUGUAGCGAAUCGCAUCCUACAGGAGAGAAUACCUCCUGGAUUCGUGUCUUUCAAGUCCAAGAAAUACAUCUUGAGACCCGAAGCAAUAGAGUCAGUGUGGUAUAUGUACCGCAUCACCGGCGACCCAUCAUGGCAGGAUAAAGGCUGGAAGAUGUUCGAGGCGAUCAUCAAGGCGACAUCGACCGAGCACGGCCACUCGGCAAUCUACGAUGUCAGCGCUAAAGUACCCGCAAAAUCCGACGAGAUGGAGAGUUUCUGGCUCGCGGAGACGUUGAAGUACUUCUACCUCCUCUACUCUACGCCCGAUACUAUCAGUCUGGACGAGUGGGUGCUAAACACUGAAGCCCAUCCUUUCAAAAGGCCGACGGCGUGA